GCUGGUGAUACAGCCAGAGAGAGAGAGAGAGAGUGUGUGUGUGCACGAAAGCAAGAGAGAGCGAGAGAGGGUGAGAGAGAAGAAGUGAAAGGGAAGAAAUAAGGGAAGAAAGAAGCAGAGAAGAAAAGAGGGAGGAUACAACCACUACAACUAUGCUGUGCUGCUUAAGAAGAACCAAACAGGUGGACAAGAACGAGGAGGCGGACCAGAAGAUUGAGCAAGAUGGCACCACCAACAAACCCGAGGACAAGGCCCACAAAGCCGCCACCAAAAUACAGGCCAGCUUCCGCGGACACAUAACUCGGAAAAAGAUGAAAGACGGAGAGGAAGACAAGGAGGGAGACAGUCCUGCUGCCGCGGAGGAGGCGACGGAGGCAGGAGAGGAGGCCAAGAAAGCCGAGGGAGAGGAGGCACCCGCAAAGGAGGAGAAAGCCGCAACCGAGGAGACCAAGAAGGAGGAGGAGACGAGCCAAGCCAAAAGCCCGGUGGCCGACAAGCCGGCCAAUUCUCCGGCUGCUGCUGCGGCCUCUCCUGUGGGCGCCGCCGCCGCCGCCGCAACGUCUCCCGUAGCGGCAGCGCCACCGGCUGCCGCCGCCGCCGCCGCCGCCGCCUCACCCACGGCCGCCACGGCGCCCUCCGAGUCCCCGAAAGAGGAGCCAAAGGCGGAGGAGAAAGUGGAGGAGAAGCCCAAAGAGGUGGAGGCCCCGGCGGCGGCAGCCAAGAGUCCCACAGCAGCCACAGCUGAGGAGAAGAAGGAGGAAGAGGAGAGCGAAGAGAAAAAGGAGGCCAGACAAGCCGAAGUGCCUGCUGCGGUCAACCCGACAGCUGAGAAGGAGGAGCCUAACCAAACUAAAGAUAAACAAGAUGCUGCAGAGGAGUCUAAAGCAGAGGAGGCCGCUCCGGAGGGCACCGGGUCCAAGGAUGACUAAGAGGCAAAGUCUCACCUGAAGAAAUGCAGAAUUCAGAAUAUGAAGAAUAACACAAAAAUCUAAAAAAGGUUGCUCUUUGCCUUCCCAGUGUGAAGGCAGUCCGUUUCUAUUUGUUUGUCAUUUUUUGUGUGGCAAUGAUUUUACUCAUGUCGGGGGAGUUUCCAGCGUUACGUUUUUUGGCUCAAGCUAAUAUGAGGAAGUGGGGAUGAUGAUGAUGAUGAUGAUGAUGAGAGUGAUGAGAAUGAUGAUGAUGAUGACGGUUGUUAUUGAUUCUGAAAAAAAUAUUCUUAUCUUGAUGACGAAGACGUCGACGGGUUGUUGUUGAUAAUGGAGAAGAAAAAAAGAUUGUUACCUUGAUGAUUAAGAGAAUGAGCAGGAGGAUGUGAUUUGAUCUCCACUCUCUAUUAAAAUAAGUGAAAUCAGUCGUGGAAUGAAGGCUCCCAACUGGAUAUAUUGACACGUUUAAAAAUGCAUUGUGAAUGCAGCACACUUUAUUUGCAUUUCAAUGCACUUUAUCCAAAACACAUUUUGCAAAUAAAAUCUGUAUAACUUCUGAGUAAAUGCACGCACAAAAAAACACCAAAAAAACAACAACAACCCGGUUUAAAAAAAUGCAACUCUACGUUUUUCGACACCGCAAAGAAAGGCGACGCACUGACACGUCGGAUGGAGAAUAGAAUGUAUCAUUAAAUGUGUGACACUUCCAGUUGGGCAGCUUUAUCCUGAAUCCAUAACCCACACACACACAGGACAAGACUAUUAGUCCUUCUCUAUUCUGCUUGAGUCUUUCAAGCUUGGUUUACACCCCUUUUACAAACUCACAUUUACAGUAAAGGACCUGCUGCCAUUUAAAUGACAUAAGCAUAUAAUAAAUCUAAAAGUCAGCUCUGGUAUUGGUGUAACUGGCUCUUACAUGACUAUUUGUGUUCUGACAACCAACACGUGAGAACAGUAGCAUGAACCAUCGAACCAGAUGCAUGAUGGGAACUCUCCCUCUGAGAGGAACUUUUUUCGCAGUCACAAAAAAUUUAAGAGGUGUGGUGGCUUCUUUUUGAUGUCUUUGGUGUUGUUAUGACAGUUUAUAUGAAUUGGAAGAAGAAAAAAAAAAUUCAGAAUGAAAUUAAAAAAAUGCACUGAUGUUACGCAAAAAAAAUUAAAUAAAAAGAUGAAAAAAAGUAAAAAGAAAGAUCAAACAAAAAAAUACUUUUUUUCUCCCAUGUUCCAGUGAGUGCAAUGUCCAGUUUCAACCGUAUCAAAGGAGUUCAAACUUGUGAGAAAAAAAUAUGAACAAAUUCAAAUGGUUUCAAUGUCUGUUUUCAAAAUAAAGCAAAUGUGCCAAUUAUCAC
Molecule: messenger RNA, 2275 nt
Organism: Pseudoliparis swirei
Lineage: Eukaryota; Metazoa; Chordata; Actinopteri; Perciformes; Liparidae
Gene: gap43
Product: growth associated protein 43
Exons: 3
Coding region: 153-929 (258 amino acids)
Biological process (GO): regulation of growth
Molecular function (GO): protein binding
Source: RefSeq, a predicted model, not a curated record